This is a messenger RNA of Danaus chrysippus (African queen), 1518 nucleotides long. NCBI's taxonomy places the organism in Eukaryota, Metazoa, Arthropoda, Insecta, Lepidoptera, Nymphalidae. The record is from the annotation of a GenBank genome assembly.
AUGGCUUCGGUUUCAAAAAAUGAUUUUGUGAACAGAUUGUUGAAUUUCCGUCUCGAAGAAGGAGCUGGCGAAGAACAGCCACCGCAGAAUAUGCUGCCCUCGAACCAGCAAUCCAGACAAGGAAGCCACGUCGAUGAGGAAACGGGACACGCGAGCGAACCUAUGCCUUCCUCGUCAGCGAUCGAGAACCUUCAGCCGACGAACAACAAUAAUGGCCGUCUUCACAACUGGCAGGCGACUAAAACUACAGUAAAAGAACGCUUGUCAUUUCUGUUCAAUAACGAAAUACUAUCAGACGUUCACUUCAUAGUCGGUAAAGACACGAACCAGCAAGUGAUACCCGCUCAUAAGUUUGUACUCUCAGUGGGUAGUGCCGUGUUUGACGCCAUGUUUAAUGGGGUGCUAGCAACGAAAUCUGACGAAGUAGAACUCCCAGAUGUUGAACCUGCUGCUUUUCUGCACUUACUCAAGUUUCUAUACUCAGAUGAAGUGAGAAUCGGGCCGGAGAGCGUCAUGACGACUCUGUACACCGCUAAGAAGUAUGCUGUUGCUGCACUCGAGGAACAUUGUGUUGAUUUUCUCAAGAGCAAUCUAGGUACGGACAAUGCAUUUCUAUUACUGACCCAGGCGAGACUGUUUGAUGAACCACAGCUGGCCGCUCUGUGUCUGGAGAUGAUCGACAAGAACACAACAGAUGCUCUGAAUGCCGAGGGCUUCACUGAUAUAGACCAAGAUACAUUGAAUGCUGUAUUGGAAAGAGACACACUACGAAUCCGCGAAGCGAAAAUCUUUGCCGCUGUGCUCCGUUGGUCUGAAGCAGAGUGCAUCAGACGUCAGCUGCCCGUCACACCGAGCAACCAGCGAAUGGUGCUCGGCCGAGCCUUCCAUGCUAUCAGAUUCCCUCUCAUGUCAGUGGAGGAGUUUGCGAUGGGUCCAGCACAAAGUGGAUUAUUGGACGAUAGAGAGAUAGUCCAAUUAUUUCUAUACUUUACAGUCAAUCCCAAACCGAAUGUAGGAUUUCUUGACACUCCCCGAUGUUGUAUGACGGGUAAGGAACUGACAGUGAACAGGUUCUCACAGACUGAAUCUCGUUGGGGCUACAGUGGAACUACUGAUAGAGUCAGAUUUACAGUGGAUCAGAGGAUUUUUGUUGUCGGUUUUGGGCUGUACGGAUCGUAUUUCGGACCAUCGGAAUAUGAAGUGCAUUUACAGAUAAUCCACCUCGCUACCAAGAAGGUGUGUGGUUCCAACACUACUACGUUCUGUUGUGACGGUUCCGACGACACCUUCCGCGCCAUGUUCAAGGAACCAGUCGAGAUACUCCCUAACACCUCGUAUAUAGCCAGCGCUAAACUCAAGGGCACUGAUUCAUACUACGGUACCCGUGGCUUGAGGCGAGUCACAGCUGAUUGUAACAACGGUGAGAAGGUUGUAUUCCAAUUCUCAUACGCUGCUGGGAAUAAUAACGGUACCUCUGUAGAAGACGGACAAAUACCGGCCAUCAUAUUCUAUAUAUAA